UGCCAGAUUGCCAUGGACAAGCUGAUCCAGGAUGGCUUGUUGGUCGCAGAAGAGGUGGCCAGCGAUCGCUUGGUGUGUGACACGACACAGAAGAACUUCACCAGGAAGCUUCUUUGGAAGGCCAUGGAUGACUUUGAAGACAGUGACAGUGACUAUGAUGAAGAGGCUGGGAAGCAGUGCUUCAAAAUAAGCCACCAGGAAAACUGCAUGGAUGCCUUUAUGUUUCUCUGCUGCCUUCUGGGCCCCUUGCUGAAGACCUUGAGGAGAACUCUGGUCUUCCUUGGGGAGUCAGAGUGCCCCCAGCCAGAGUCGCAGUACAUGGAGAAGCUGCACCAGUUCUUGGUGAGGAAGGCGAACGAAGACUGUUCUUUUGAAUGUGCCAACAAGACUCUGGCUGCUGUCUCCAUCUCCAUCUAUAAAGAACUGGGGGUACUGCAAGAACUGCCAGGGAAAAUGGAACCCGUUUUCCAACUUUCUGAGACCUUCAUCUCCAAAGAGAAUCGGGAGAAACUGGGAAAAUUCAUUGAACAGUUUAUCUGGCAAUCAGCAUACUAG
Messenger RNA from Gekko japonicus, 555 nucleotides. It is a transcript of the gene GPAT2, whose product is annotated as glycerol-3-phosphate acyltransferase 2, mitochondrial. The record is from RefSeq and is a predicted model, not a curated record. Lineage: Eukaryota; Metazoa; Chordata; Lepidosauria; Squamata; Gekkonidae. The coding region runs from base 13 to 555 and encodes 180 amino acids. The transcript has 6 exons.